GGAGGGAGACUGAUUUCAGUAGAGGCAGGCAGGCAGGCAGGCGCUCCUCUGGUCCUCUAGGUUAGCUGAGCUGGAUUUAACUUCAUAUUAAACUAUUUAUCUAACUAAAUCAUUAAAUUAAGUUUUCAGCUUGGAUCUAUUUUUCUUUAAAUCAUUUUGUCUCACGGUUUGCGCGGAUGAAGACAUCUUUUCUAACGUAAAUUGAAUGUAAUUUGCCUCAGCUGGACGGUUAACGCGCUGCGGAUUCGACCUUGGUUUUCCUUAUUUGCACUGUAUGGAAAUCUGCCGGGAAAAUAGAAAAUACUGAGAAAAACAACCGGACAGUUAAUAAAUCACGCUGCCGUAGAGCGGCCCGAGCACACACGCAUUUAUACAGGGAGCGAGACCGUGCUGGGCAGCUUGGCCGCGGCGGAGGGAUCCAGCGAGUAACGGCCGUUACAACGAAUUCAUCAGCAGGAUAUGCUAUGGUGGACAGAUUUGCUCACAGCCUUCUUUCUGUCAACACAGUAUGGAGCUCUUUGACCAGUGGCUGUGGAGACAGGAGUACUGGCUUCCUCCAGGCAUCACUUGGAGAGAAAUGGCCCAGAUGGAGGACUCACCGCUCCCCAGAGAUUUGCUCAUCUCCCUGCCGCUAGCUUUGGGAUUUAUUGCACUGCGCUGCGCUUUUGAGAGGACUGUGGCCGUUCCUCUAAGCAGACUCCUAGGAGUAAAAGACAGAAUACGCUUAUCAGCCUCACCUGCUCCAAGCCUUGAGGCCUUUUACACCAAACACCACAGACAUCCUGCACAGAGUGAGGUCAGCAGUUUGACGAAACAAAGUGGCCUAACCCAAAAGCAAGUGGAGGUCUGGUUCCGUCAUCGUAGAAACCAGGACAGGCCCAGUAACACAAAGAAGUUCUGCGAGGCAAGCUGGAGGUUUGUCUUCUACCUAAUAGCAUUCAUUGCUGGACUUGCAUCUCUUAUCAGUACACCUUGGUUUCAGGACCAGAAGGAGUGCUGGAGAGGAUAUCCUUUACAGCCAAUCGCAAAAGUGCACUACUGGUAUUACAUGAUAGAGCUGGGCUUCUAUUGGUCCCUACUGCUUUGUGUCUCUGUGGAUGUCAAGAGAAAAGAUUUCAAAGAACAGAUAAUUCACCACAUUGCGACUAUAUUCCUGCUUGGGUUCUCAUACUGUGCAAACUACGUCCGCAUCGGCACUCUCGUAUUACUUGUUCAUGACUCUUCUGACUUCCUGCUGGAGUCUGCGAAGAUGUUCAACUAUGCAGGCUGGAAAAAGACCUGUGACUCGCUGUUUGUGGUUUUUGCUGCAGUGUUUCUGGUGACGCGCCUGGUUGUGUUCCCCAGCAAGAUAAUCUACACUACGCUGAUCUUGUCAAUGGAGGUUUUUCAGCCUUUCAUGGGAUACUACUUUUUCAACGCUCUGCUGUUAGUGCUGCAAGCCCUGCACAUCUUCUGGGCCUGGCUCAUACUGCGCAUGGUCUACAAGUUCCUCUUCCUGGGAAAGCUGGACAAGGACGAACGCAGUGAUGAUGAAACUGAAGCAGAGGAGGAGGCCGAGGACGAAGGAGAAGAAGAGGAAGAGGACCAGACAUCCUGGAAGAAGAGAAAAGUUGUCCUGGAUUCUAAACUGGCUAUGAUGACCUCUAGCUGUGUUUUAAACAACUUGACCAGUCAGAGAGCUAGUGUGUGCAGCAGAAUGCCCAAAUCUAGAUAGGUUUAGUUUCACUAAAACCCUAAGAAAAGAGUGGGGUUACUGUUACUGCUAGAGCCAUAAUUACAAUCUACACAAUAAAGUGUUUUAGCUAAAGUUAGUUGCAUUUUAUGGUUGCAUGACAUGUUGCAGCCAAGUAACAUAAAACAGGUAUGGAUGACUUGCUAACAGAACAAUGUGAAACACACAUAAAUACACAUGCACUGGUGUCUGGACCAUUUUAAAUAUAAUUUAUUAACACCUAGACAGAAAAGAAUGCUAUUUGAGAGCCUUCAUGAAAAUGUUUCCUUUGUACAUAGUAUCCUUCUGCUGCUCUUGUGACUAUCUGUGUGUUUUAUUUUAAAUGUAUUAUAAAAAAAUAUAUAUGAACUGAA
Messenger RNA from Astyanax mexicanus (Mexican tetra), 2085 nucleotides. It is a transcript of the gene cers4b, whose product is annotated as ceramide synthase 4b. The coding region runs from base 509 to 1714 and encodes 401 amino acids. The record is from RefSeq and is a predicted model, not a curated record. Gene Ontology annotation, biological process: ceramide biosynthetic process. The transcript is spliced from 11 exons. NCBI's taxonomy places the organism in Eukaryota, Metazoa, Chordata, Actinopteri, Characiformes, Acestrorhamphidae. Gene Ontology annotation, cellular component: membrane. Gene Ontology annotation, molecular function: DNA binding; sphingosine N-acyltransferase activity.